AUGGCCUGGCGCAGCUCCGGCACGUCCAAUGCGGAACUGGUCGCGAACCUGUGCCGCAACGGCAUGAUCAAGGACGACAGGGUCAAGCAAGCCUUCUUGAAGGUUGACCGCGCUCACUACGCCCCGUCAUCCGCCUACAACGAUUCACCCCAGUCCAUCGGCCACGGCGCCACCAUCUCGGCCCCGCACAUGCACGCCACCGCCGCCGAGCACCUCCUCAGCUCCCUCCAGCCGCCGGCCGACGACUCCUCCUCCGGCCCCAACCGGCCCCGGCGCGUCCUGGACAUCGGCUCCGGGUCGGGCUACCUGACGCACGUGCUGGCGGAGCUCCUGCCGCCGCCGUCGUCCACCCCCGAGGGCGGCAACGGCCCCGCCGCCGUGGUAGGCCUGGAGCACAUCCCCGCGCUCAAGGAGAUGGGCGAGCGCAACAUGUCGCGCAGCGAGGAGGGGCGGGCGCUGCUCGCCAGCGGGCGGGUGCGGUUCCGGGUCGGGGAUGGGCGGAAGGGGUGGGUCGAGCCCGGGGAGGAGGAGGCGGGCUGGGACGCGAUCCACGUGGGCGCCAGCGCCGUCGAGGUGCAUGACGAGCUUAUCCAGCAGCUGCGGAGCCCGGGGAGGAUGUUCAUCCCUGUUGAUGACGAGGAUGGCGGCGGGGGGCAGCAUAUCUGGGCUGUUGAUAAGGAUGCGCAGGGGGUUGUGACGCGGAAGAGGUUGUUUGGGGUGAGGUAUGUGCCGUUGACGGAUGCGCCUAAGUGA
Diaporthe citri is the source of this 753-nucleotide messenger RNA. RefSeq lists its product as uncharacterized. The transcript has 2 exons. The record is from RefSeq and is a predicted model, not a curated record. The coding region runs from base 1 to 753 and encodes 250 amino acids. Gene Ontology annotation, molecular function: protein-L-isoaspartate (D-aspartate) O-methyltransferase activity. Gene Ontology annotation, biological process: protein modification process. Gene Ontology annotation, cellular component: cytoplasm. Lineage: Eukaryota; Fungi; Ascomycota; Sordariomycetes; Diaporthales; Diaporthaceae.